Molecule: messenger RNA, 3288 nt
Organism: Pochonia chlamydosporia 170
Lineage: Eukaryota; Fungi; Ascomycota; Sordariomycetes; Hypocreales; Clavicipitaceae
Product: mediator-RNA polymerase II transcription subunit 14
Exons: 3
Coding region: 1-3288 (1095 amino acids)
Biological process (GO): regulation of transcription by RNA polymerase II
Cellular component (GO): core mediator complex; mediator complex
Molecular function (GO): transcription coregulator activity
Source: RefSeq, a predicted model, not a curated record
AUGGAGUCGAGCGGCCAAAAUGGCACGCGCACCGAUCAUGAUAGGGAUUCUAUCAUGAACGGUGUCAAUGGUGCCAAUGGCACUCCUCAGUAUGCGAACGUUUCCAAAGAGAAAGCCUCUGCUGCUGCAACGACGGAUGGCUCUGCGAAAGCUAUCAACGGCAACGACGGAUCGCGGCCGCAGGAACCGAACCAGAACGGAGAGUCCAGUCAAAGUCGAAAUCGAAUGAACGACCUUCCCGAUGAAAUCGUACACAUCACACAGGGAUUUGUUCCCUUAUCACUUCUUCUAACUCGCCUUGCCCAAACUUCACACAAUGCCCUUCAAGAAAAAAUUGCCGAGCUGACUAAGAUGCCAGUGCCCGCGGCAGCAGCAAACGGCAGUUCUUCGUAUUCUUCUAGCGGGCCGGAUGAUAGCUCUGCAGACAACUUGAGAAAAAAGGGGAACCUGGUCAACUUUGCCCAGGAGUGGCACGGGAAAUGGCUAAAAGCCCUUGUCAUUACCGACUGGAGCAGGAAAUCUCACCUGGUCAGCAAACUCAUUGAUCUCAAGUUUCACAUCGACCAGCAAAGGAUACUCUACGACGGGGCUCUCGACUUCAUGGUCAAUGUGAAGCGGGACUUGACGUUUGCUCGUAUGCCGAGCCCUGACUUAAAAACUGCUCUCCAAGUCCUUUCUACAGGGAGUGCCCCCUGGAUGCCUGAUCUUGGAUAUAUCGAACCACCCGCCUUAACGCCCGAAACUCAGCUGAAGUGGAUGAACGAACUGAACACCUUAUUAUCAUUAAGACUCAACUUAGAAGACUUCGAUAAGAUUCCGUAUCAUUUUCGAAACUACGAAAUUGCCUCUGGACGAGUUACUUUUAGAGUCGAGGGCGAGUUCGAGGUUGACCUGACCAUCGCCGACGAGGACUUUGAAAAGCAGUUUUGGUUCAUCGAUUUCCGAUACGCAUUUACACCAGCAGCUUCUUCGAUUUCGGAAUCAUUACGAACCCACUUGGAAAACUGCGUUAACGAUGUUCUCGGAAAAGAAGGCUUACUUGGAUGCUAUCAAUUUCUGCAUGAGCUUGUUUUGACGACCAAGAUCAAUGAACUCAAACGACAAGCCUUGCAGCUGAGUCGCACCUCUUGGACGGGCACGCUAAAUGUGGAACCUCUAAACCGAGCGCUUUCAAUCCAAUACUGGACGGGACGGUCGACAACGAUGGGUUCGAAGAGCUGGAUUUUGGUUGCUGUCAAUAGUAACCGCACACAAAACGGCAAAGAGAACGCAUCAUCAACAAGUCAACUGGUGGCAAAGUGGUAUCGAGAUAAUAAGGAGGUGACGGAAGUGGAACUUGAGUUGAACGUAAAUGAACUGUCGGCGGAAACGCUGCUGACGAAUGUCAUUGCUCGACACAUUGAACAUAUCCUCGCCAGCAUCCACGACAAGCUUUUAACAACAUCACGAUUCAAGAAUCACGAAGCCAGCAUGACUCUACGGAUAUCAAAAACAGACCCGGCGUUUUCUGUCUUGACGACUCAAGUGGGAUAUAACGGGGAAGCUUCGGUGUUGCUAGAACCCAUGACAGGAGCAUUUGCCUUGAAACCACCGUCAAGGUUUACUAUUCAACCAGAGCACCAGCUGAAUAAUGGCAAAAGCCCCGCCGAGGAUGGUCUCAACUGUUUGGAAGCGCUUCGGUGUGCAAUCUUGGAGGACGAGUUGCACCGUCGGGCGACACUGAUGGGAUGGUUCGUUCGAAAACCGGCCAUGUCGGCAGAAGAGUUGAAGUCGGCAACCAAGGUACGGGAUUGGACUCGCGCCAUCUGGUUACAAAAGGAUGGUUGGGGCUCAAGCUGGUUUGUGGUUGUUGUGCUGGGCCUGAAUGGCGACGAGUGGUGGCUACUUGAGUCGAAUGCCAACAAAUCAUUGAGGUUCCAAGCCAGAAUACCACUCAACGGCGGCUAUCCUGAUUUGUCGGAUUUCUUCUGGCAGAAUCUGGCAUUCUUUACGACGGGAGUUAUUUCGCAAUCGGUCGAUUUGAGAGAGCUGCAUCGACGACAGAUCAAGUGUAGGUCAAGUGCAACUGCCAAAUUGUCCCUCUCGCGAAAGGUUCGAUUGCCAUCCACAGAGGUGGAGCUUUCUGCCUUGUUUCCGUCGAUGGUAUUUGAUAAGAGCAAAUCGGAAGAGGACACAACGUCGAAUAACGAUGAACAACUUGAUCACAUGCAUCUUCUCUCACUUAUCCAGCGAGCCUCAGGUGCUGCCCUGGUGCGAAAGAAGGCAUGGGCAGAAAACAUUGUCCAUGUCACGUUUAAGGGAAUUCGAGGUUUCUCAACGCUCGAAAAUGCAACUGACGAGGGACCCCAGGAUGGGCCCCAGGAGAAAGAACUUAUUUGCACAUCAGAAGCUAUUCUAAGGGUUAGAAGGCCUUCGAAAUUCGCUUCACUGGACGGCCUCGCAGAUCGUGACGUGUCUUACGAUCCGAGCCGAGGCGAGUUCGCGCUGCGCAUCCAACGCGCAGUUGGAAAACCGAUACUCAGCGCACUCAAGUCGCAAAUCAAGGCUAUUGACCGAUUCGUCAACUUUUUGGAGGCCUUAGACAGCGCCAAAGGCACCAUCACAACCGAGUCGGUAACUUUACGGCAAAUCACGUUUUUCUACAAUGAACCAAAGGACCACGAGACUAGCGCCCAGGAAGAGGCCGCAACUGAAGAACCACCCAAGCGCUGGCGUGUUGUUCUCGACCUCUCCAAGGACGACAUUGAUAUCGAAAUCGAGAAGGGUAAUCCCCAUCUGCGAGUACUCGAUCUAAUGAGACAGCUGGUCAACAGCGACGGUGGCAUCGGCGCCUUGAUGGCCUGGCUGCCCGCAUCAUUACCCGCCCUCCAGGCCAUUGACAAGAUGGAGACGGAAUGGGAGCCAAUCCAGGCUUCCGGGCAAGGCCGUCUCGUCUUCUCCAUGAAGACAAUCGCCUGGAUGAGCAUUGAAUACACCAUUAACUCGGAUGAAAAGACGCUCACGAAACCGGUCCGCUUAGAAGUAAAGAUGGAGCCUCGCCGCUGCCAAGCAUGGUGGCACGUCUGGCGAUCCGACGCCGAAUCAACCGCCCAGGACGCCAUUUCCGCAGCCUUGCAACCGAUCUGGAACAAAAAAGGCGACAAUUGGCUCGGCCUGUCCACAGGGGCGGCUGGUCGUCCUCAUGGCGGCGUCGUGAAGAUGCUAUUAGCUGUGGAUGAAGCUAUUCGGGGGACUGUAACUAAUGAAUCUAGCGGGACACAGGACACCGACGUAGUUGUCCUGGAUUAG